UCAGAUGGGCAGUGCAUAGCUCUGCAGCACUAUGAAACUACACAUGUACAGUAGAUGACUGGCUAAUAGAACUGUAAUAUAACCGAUUUAGAUGCGUUUUUAUACGUGUUAUUCGUACUAAAGCCCACAGGAGACACGGCGCGCGCUCUUUACCGUCCAUAACAUCCCGGGGGUUUGAUCACGAGAGCUGACUCUGCUGACGAAACUUUCUACCUGCGUUUUGUUAAAGAAACCACACCAACUCGACAUGAUGCUCUGAUGGUAUCCAUUGAACCCGGGAUAUCCUGCAUCCACAUUCUCCACACCAGUUUUGUUUCCUUUUGCUUCAGGGUAGUUUCAUUCUGAAAGCGGAAGUUACACAAACCGCUGUUUUAGAUUGCAGUCGCCGCUGCUGUUUAUCAUAAGGACAGGCCAUGGCGAACGAACACUCCCCUCUUCUUAUUCACGGGGUGUAUGGCAUUAUGGGAGAUGCUGAUGAUUCCAGGGGUGGAUCAGGAGUGACAGGGCAGGCUUCCCCCAAAUCAAACCCCCGCAAACUCAACACCUUCUUUGGAGUCAUGGUGCCCACCAUCCUGUCCAUGUUUAGCAUUGUGCUGUUUCUUCGCACAGGGUUUGUUGUGGGCCACGCUGGUCUCCUCCAUGGUCUCCUCAUGCUGUUCGUGGCCUACUUUAUCAUCUCCUUGACAAUCUUGUCCAUAUGUGCUAUUUCUACCAAUGGUGCGGUGGAAGGAGGCGGAGCCUAUUUCAUGAUCAGUCGUUCUCUGGGACCGGAGUUUGGAGGUAGUAUCGGCCUAAUGUUUUACCUGGCUAAGGUGUGUGCAUGUGGAGUUUAUGUAUUAGGACUUGUGGAGGCCAUACUUGACAUCUUCGGGAAGGAUCCAGGCUCAACUGUGUCACAUGGGCUGCGCGUGUUGCCGCAGGGUUACUGGUACACAGUGUUGUACUCCUCUAUAGUGCUGUUGGUGUGUCUGGUGGUGUGUCUGGUGGGUGCUCACAUCUACGCCAAAGCCUCUUUUGCCAUUCUGCUGGUGGUGACUGUGUCACUGAUCUCCAUUUUCAUCAGCCCUCUGAUACUCAAACCACAGCGCUUUAACAUCACGCACACAUAUGGCAAUAAUCACACCGUCACUGUCAACCCCAGCUACACGGGCUUCAACGGCUCCACGUUAAAGAACAACAUUGGACCGGGCUACUCUCUGGACUACAGUACCAACACGAUGAUGUCAUUUGCUACUGUAUUUGCCAUUAUGUUCACCAGCUGCACAGGCAUCAUGGCAGGAGCCAACAUGUCGGGUGAGCUGAAGAACCCAAGCGAGUCUAUUCCUAAAGGGACCAUUAUGGCUGUGUCAUACACAUUUACUGUCUAUUUGAUCCUAUUUUUGAUCCUGAGCUGUACCUGUGACAGGCUAUUGUUAAUCAAUGAUUAUGCAGUGUUUCAGCGUGUGAAUGUAUGGCCUCCACUCGUGACGAUUGGGGUGUACUGUGCGUCUCUCUCUGCUGCCAUGUGCUCUAUGAUAGGAGCCUCUCGAAUCCUCCAUGCUCUUGCUCUGGACCAGCUGUUUGGUUUGCCUUUGGCUCCAGCUGCAGUCACCUCUAGCUCUGGGAACCCUUGGGUCUCUGUGCUCUAUACCUGGGGCCUGGUGCAGUGUACUUUGUUUGCGGGACAGCUGAAUGUGAUUGCUGGCAUUGUGACAGUGUUUUACCUGCUGGCGUAUGCUGCGGUGGAUUUGGCUUGUUUGGCUCUGGAAUGGGCCUCUGCUCCAAACUUCAGGCCAACAUUUCAGUUAUUCUCUUGGCACACAUGUUUGUUAGGUAUUGUAAGCUGUGUGGUGAUGAUGUUUGUGAUAAACCCAGUCUAUUCCUCAGCCAGUAUCGUACUGCUGCUGCUCCUCCUGCUAUUCCUGCACUACCGCUCACCCACCAGCAGCUGGGGCUACAUCAGCCAAGCACUCAUCUUUCACCAGGUGAGGAAGUAUCUUCUCAUGUUAGACUCCCGUAAGGAUCAUGUGAAGUUCUGGCGGCCACAGGUCUUGCUGAUGGUGGCAAACCCUCGGUCCUCCUGUCAGCUCAUCUGCUUUGUCAACCAGUUGAAAAAAGGAGGACUGUUUGUCCUGGGCCAUGUGCAGAUUGGAGAUCUGGACUUAUUGCCGGCAGACCCGGUGCAGCCGCAGUAUAAUUUCUGGCUGAGUCUGGUGGAUAAAUUGGGUGUGAAGGCCUUUGUGGAUCUAACUCUCUCUCCAUCUGUCAGGCAGGGCACUCAACACCUGCUCCGCAUCACUGGGUUGGGAGGUAUGAAGCCUAAUACCCUGGUUUUGGGUUUCUAUGACAACUCUUACCCAGAGGACUACUUCUUACAGGACCCCGUCUUCUGCGAGGGUGAUCGGGGUGAGGGGGAUAAUUUUGGGGUGGAUCUGCCAUCUCUACAGGCUUAUUUUACACCUGUACGGCAUGCCGAGAGCCCUCGGUCCCUUCAGCCCGAGGAGUAUGUGAGCAUCAUCCGCGAUGCCAUAAAAAUGGGAAAGAAUGUUUGUUUGGGUCGAUACUUUUACCAACUGCCACCUGAAAGCAAAGGCAAAACAUUCAUAAGAGGAGGUGACAGCGUGAAAACCAUCGACGUGUGGCCGUCAAACCUACUCUGUCCAGGCAGUGCCAGUUACGCAGAUGUGUGUAGUCUUUUCUUGCUUCAGAUGGCGUGUGUAUUGAACAUGGCCAGCUGGUGGCGCUCUGCAAGGUUGCGUAUAUUCCUCUGUGUGGAGUCCCAGUCAGAGGACCAGGGUUGGCUAGCUAAAGAGGAGCAGUUUAGAGACUUGCUGGGAAAGCUGAGGAUUCGUGCUGCUAUUAAAAUCGUGACGAGGGAUAAUGUGUCGUGCACCCUUGGAGAGGCCAAUCCAGAGAGACAAAAUGUAGAAAUAAAAGCAGUGCCGGAAGACUUCCUGCGUGCUGUGAAUGCCCUGCUAAAAGAGCAUAGUUCUACAGCAGCGGUGCGCUUCCUGUAUUUGCCACACCCUCCUUCCAUUGCUGACCAAUCACAGCAGUACCUGACACAGCUGGACGCUAUUACACAAGAACUGGGCCCAACUCUUUUGAUUCAUGGAGUGACACCAGUUACAUGUACUGAGCUAUGAGAACUGUCUAUGUAAGGAGAACAGAGAAACAUCAGAAUUGCAACUGUAUUUGAUCCCUUUUCAUUUUUAACUUGAAUAAAUAGCAGUAAUUGUGAAGACAAUGUUAAUAUGUUAAUUUGUUACUGAUGAUGAUAUUGUGUUAUUAAGUUGUGAUUUGUUUCCUCUGUUUGCUUUUCUUAACCGCAAGGUCAGUGAUAGUGGGAAGCGAUUGUUUGAUAUAAAUUUCAAUAGCAAAUUUUGUUCAUUCAAGUGUCUGACGACCUCCGUUAUCCGUGAUCUGUUUUUGUGUGCAAGAGACAUUGUAUGGGUGCUGUGUGGACUUUAUUUGGAAAAAAAUUCUCUUAAAUGAAUGUUUAUUAACUUUUUGUUUGCUUUUUGUAGUCUUGUCAGAUAAGUGUGGUGACCAUACGGGGAGUAUUGUUAAUAAUUUCUGCGGACCAUUCAACCCCAUUGUGACCCAGUUAGAACUUGCGGGGUCAACGAGGAACCAUCACAGUUUUGGGUCGUUUAAGCGAUAGUUCCCCCAAAAUGAAAAUUCAUCAUUUCUCAUCCUCUUGUGAUAUCAAACCCAGAACACAACACAAAAUAACACAAAAGAAGAUAUUUUGAGGAAUGUGGGUAACCGAACAACAGCUGUACCUAUUAAUUUCUAUUGUAUGGACACAAAACCAAUGGGUAACAAAUUUGUUUUUUAACAUUCUACAGGUUUGAAAUGACUAGGGUGAGUAAAUGAUAACAUAAUUAAAUUUUUGGGUUAUCUAUCCCUUUAAUGCUGCUCUCAACUUCAUGAUGAAAGCGCUUGUGUUGCACAGUACGCUCAAAGUGUAUUUAUUGUCUGUUUGGUAGCUUUAAAAAGAUAUUAUUAUUAUGUCCUUGUGUGUGAGAGAUGCAAUUACAGUGGAAUGAUUUAAAGUUGUAUUUGAGGGUCCAGUUAGUGAUAGUGUUGAAGUUGAACAAAUAAAAGCUGUUUGUGUUGAUGGUUGCCUUUGCUAGGCUGAAGGCCGAGCCUAAAGCUUCGGACCUGAAUCAGAUUGGCCACGGUAUAAAAACAUGACGAACAUAGAAGUGCCUUUUCUGUUGUGUCUGUGUUGGUCUUUGUAAAGUUUAAAGGGAUACCAGCUUAAAUACUUGAUUAUUUUGCUCUUAGAUUGAAAGUGUGUCUGUUGGGUGAGCCUUUGUUAAAAAGUUACCAAAGUUAAAGUGAGCUGAAGCCUAAGAAGAGAAGGUCAGACCUUUGUAAGGUUUUUAGAUCGUAUCACAGAAGUAGUGGGUGUCUAACGCUGAAUAAUAGUAGUGUACAAGCCAUUGCAUUCUGUGAUUUUAUUAGUUUGCAAUUUUUACAGUGCUUGGAAUUGCAUUAUGCACAACGAUACUUUACAUAGUAGAGUUUUCCCAGAAUAUCUAGAAAUCCUAGAUUUGUUGUGGUUUAUCAUUAGUAUUAGUAUAGCUAAAUUAUACAUCAAUAUACAUAAAGCAUUACUGUAUUCAAGACGGUGAUAGAUGGGCUGUACACUUCAUGAUCCUGGACAGAACAUUUAGGUUAACAGAUUGUCUGAAUCGUAUGACUCAUAAAGUAUGUAAACAAAAUACAAAGUCAUUAAACUA
This is a messenger RNA of Triplophysa rosa, 4730 nucleotides long. It is a transcript of the gene slc12a9, whose product is annotated as solute carrier family 12 member 9. NCBI's taxonomy places the organism in Eukaryota, Metazoa, Chordata, Actinopteri, Cypriniformes, Nemacheilidae. Gene Ontology annotation, cellular component: membrane. Bases 414 to 3125 code for a protein of 903 amino acids. Gene Ontology annotation, molecular function: potassium:chloride symporter activity. The transcript is spliced from 14 exons. The record is from RefSeq and is a predicted model, not a curated record. Gene Ontology annotation, biological process: chloride transmembrane transport; chloride ion homeostasis; potassium ion homeostasis.